Molecule: messenger RNA, 2163 nt
Organism: Penicillium taxi
Lineage: Eukaryota; Fungi; Ascomycota; Eurotiomycetes; Eurotiales; Aspergillaceae
Exons: 5
Coding region: 1-2163 (720 amino acids)
Molecular function (GO): NAD+ poly-ADP-ribosyltransferase activity
Source: RefSeq, a predicted model, not a curated record
AUGGCUACCAGUGGCAGAAUUUGGGGAGAUCUGGUGAUUUCCUCAGUUGGCACUCACCCAAGCCUCCCGCAAGCACAAAUCAAGGCCCUUAUCACCAAUACAACUGCCAAAUUUCAGGCGGCUGUGGGAUCCAAUUGCACGCAUUUAGUCGCUACUGCAGAGAGCGUGGAUAAUUUCGCCUCGAAAUACAUGAAGGCCAUCACUCUCCCGGAGUGCAAGGUUGUUUCUUUGAAGUGGCUUCUGGAUUCCUGCGCUCAGGGAGCGCCUCUAAAUGAAGAAGAUUACCUUCUCGGCACCAGUCAAAAAUGGGCCCGCGUUGAUGGAGAUACGAAUGAUGAAAAUGACAACCCUACGGCCCAGAGUGCAUCAGUCCAGGCUGCUCCAGCAUCAGAUGCUCCGUUGAGCGCUCGUAUGGCUCGUGUGUCUACUAGAAUCGCCACAGCAGCUGUCAAAGCUGAACAGGCCGUUACAUCCGAAUCAGUUGUUGCAGCUGAAACACUCGAAGAAAAGGGUAGAAAGCGUCCGAUGAAACAACAAGAUCCGGAAGAUUCGGAAGACGAGGCUCAAGAGACAAAGAAGCAGAAGAAUUCCCAGAAGGCUACCUCAAAGACUUUGAAUAUCCCAGUAGAUCCAACUUUCUUUUCCGCAGUUCGCGCCAUCCAAUCUCCCAAGGUGUACGUUGACUCUGACGGCCUGAUUUGGGAUGCUGCACUGAACCAAACAUCGGCCACCAAAAACAAUAACAAGUUUUACUGUGUGCAGCUUCUGUUUGAAGAAAGCACAGACCUGUAUUAUGCGUUCACCCACUGGGGCCGUGUUGGAGAAGUGGGAUCUUCUGCUCUCCUCGGAGACGGAGAUCUCAAGUCCGCGACAGCGCUAUUCGAGAGGAAGUUCAAGGACAAAUCAGGUUUGCAAUGGCAAAGCCGCCUCGACACUCCGAAGAAUGGAAAGUACGCCUUCAUCGAGAGAGAUUACGAAGAUGACGAGGAAAAAGACGGCAAAGUUGAGAAAGUUGAGAAAGGCGUGAAAGAGGAGAUUAAAGAUGAGCCGACGGAGAUGCCGAGUCUUUUGGCCCAUCCCAUCCAAAACCUUAUGGAUUUCGUCUUUAACCAGGACCAUUUCCAGUCCGCCCUCGCUUCGAUGAACUAUGAUGCUCAAAAGCUGCCUUUGGGCAAGCUCAGUCAACGAACUCUCUUGAGUGGCUUCUCGGUCUUGAAGGAGCUGUCAGAGCUCAUUGAUUCUCCCGAAUUGGCUGCAUCAGAUUACGGAGCUGAUUACAAGAGUGUUACGGAACAGCUCAGUAAUCGCUUUUUUACCAUCAUUCCUCACGUCUUCGGCCGUAACAGACCUCCCGUUCUGGCAUCACAUGCUCAAAUUAAGGUGGAAAUUGAGGUUUUGGAGAAUCUGACGGACAUGGAGCUAUCCAAUGAGAUUAUGAAAGACUCCAAGAAAUCCGGCAUCAAUCACCGUGAUCGUCAAUUCCAGAGUUUGGGCAUGGAGGAAAUGACUCCAUUGGAACAUAAUUCGAAAGAAUUCAUCGAACUGGAAAAUUAUCUUACCGGGUCGCGUGGAACCAGUCAUAACCUUCAAUAUCAGGUCCUCGAAAUCUUCCGCAUUGAACGAAAGGGCGAAGAGGAGCGAUUCCAAGCAUCCCCCUACGCUAAUGUUGAGUCCAGCGACCGCCGCCUUCUCUGGCACGGCUCUCGAAGCACUAACUUCGGUGGAAUCCUCAGCCAAGGUCUUCGCAUUGCGCCCCCGGAAGCCCCUGUCAACGGCUACAUGUUCGGAAAGGGCGUCUACCUAGCCGACGCAUCCAGCAAAUCGGCCAACUACUGCAACCCAUACCAGAGUGGCAAUAAGGGGUUACUACUAUUGUGUGAGGCGGAGCUUGGAACCCCAAUGUUCGAGCUUUACUCAGCCGACUACAACGCCGGUGAGAAUGCCAAAGCGGAAGAGAAGAUUGCUACACUUGGCAAGGGUCGAUUCAUUCCUGGAAAUUGGAAAGAUGCGAAGUGCAUCAACCGCUCACUGCGUGGUGUAAAAAUCCCUGACGUUGAUACGCCAGUCGGAGAAGAUUCCCAGGCAGGUCUCUGGUACAACGAGUACAUCAUCUACGACGUUGCUCAGAUUCGUCAGCGCUAUCUGUUUUACGUCAAGAUGUAA